AUGCACACAUUCUCGGCUCGAGAACCAAGAAGUAAGCUCAAGACGAACAUCUCGCCGAUCUACUCGACUCGUACCCGUUCUCUAUCUGCGCUCUCUGUGCUUCAGGCAUCACAAAUACACGCACGAGCUUCCUCAGUCGUACGCAAGGUCCUAGGAGUGCGUUCGCCUCUGAAAGAGCCGGCACUAUUUGACACUCCCAUCGAGGGCGCUUCGUGUGACAAACCGAGAUCUUCUGCCGACUCCACCCCCCGUGAGGGCAAUCGUCCUCGCAGUAAUACGACACCAACGGAGAUCACUUGGCCAAAGGCCGUUACGAUCACUCCGGCCAAUCACGACACCCUUUCGGCACCCUCUUGCACGUCAGGCCCCACACAAACAACCCCAGAAAUGGAACCGGCCCAAUCCUCUCCGAAGCGACCAUCUAUCGUUCAAGGCAGUCCAGAGAUCGAUUCUGGCUAUGGCUCUGGGCAAUCUUCCGCAGCACGCUCGGCACUCCCACCGACAAAUAACUCACCUGUCAUCGCACGGACGCCGCGGGCACUGGGAAAAGCAGUCAGUUCGCCUGUGACCCCAGGAGGAAUGAACAUGCGAUUAUCCCCUUCUUUGCCACGGUCAAUAAUGCCCAUGCCUAUUCUUAACCUACCACCACUCCCACCUACGCCAGCCCAUGACCAUACAUUACCUCGUACGAGGUGGUUCCAGAGCUUUCACCCAGAGGAGAUGCGUCAUGUGAAAAAGUCUAUGCCAGCCCUUAUGCGUCACGGCACUUCGAAUAUGGCUACAACGCACGCUGAAGAGGACGACGAUGAAGACGGAAGUAGCGACGGCACUGAUAGCGACUCUUCAGACAACGAAGGCAUGAUGCCUGAUGGAGACUCUUCUCCAGAGGCCCAUGACAGCAUUGACGAAAGCACUGAGGAAUCGACAUUGCAUAGUGGCAGCGAAGGGCCCGAUGGCGAUUAUUUUGACGCACGUGAGAUGCACGCACCCGCACCUUCAGCAGAUGACCCUUCUGGACUUGCUACGCCUCGUGCUUCCGACCAAAAUCGUACGCUUGGUGAGGCCUCGGCGCUCGGCCUACAAAUUACUCCUACUCCCGGUCCAUCGACGAUCAAUGGAUCGCCAUGGACGGUAGUAGAUAUUACCCCUGGGGUUGACCGUGCCUCGAGUGGUCUUCCACCCAGAACGGAUUACUUUUCUCAUCCGGUUGCGGCCGCUCGGCAGGCUCUUAAGACUCCUCAUCGGACGCCGAGGGUCUCUCAAUUAAUAUCGCUUGCAUCCCCCCGAGCCCAUGUAUCGUCGCCCAAGGCGGCCCCGGUACCAUUGUCUCCCUCGAACACAAUAGCCGCACGGCGCGCACGGGCCGCAACGGUUCUGCGCGACCCAAAUGGCGAAUCACCGCGACCGGCAUUGUACCAACAAGUAUCCCACAGUAUGAUGAACUUGUCGUCGCCCACUCACUCAGAGGAGAUGUCUCUGACCGGGUUCGAUGCACUCCGCACUCCUCGGGAAUCGAUAUGCCCUAUGACCGCUACGCCCGGUACACCUACUCCAUCCACACCCAAGCUUUUGAUACGACGUAAUUCAAUGCCGACACAGAUCAGACACCCCCCUGGCUAUAAUGACUUGUACCCUUCCGUACCGCGCGAGGAGGAGGGAAAGGAAGGGCUUCCCGGAUACUCAUGCGGGAUCCAUAUCGAGGCGAUGAUGCCCCGCAAGAUGGAAUUUAGUGCACCGGGUGUCUUGGCCAAGGAUCGGGGCUGGAAGAAGCAGUAUAUUGUAAUACACGGGACCAGUUUGAUGGUCUACAAGUACGACAUCAGGAAGGUGCCUAUUGGAGGUAAAAUCAAGGGCAAGGAUAAAUACGAAGUCUAUGCGGUGCACGAGUCAUUGAUGCGUGGUAUUAACGUAAAAAUAGUGCACUUGCCUGGUCAUGAAUCGGCCGCUCCACGCUUGCCCUUGAAUCAACCUUCACGGCGUAACUCAAGGAGAGCUUCGUCAACUGCAGCGAGUGAUAAUGGAAGCCGCUCGUCUUUAUUGUCGCGAUUCCACGGUAACUCUUCGAGAUCUACCGUAUCUCAACCGCAAGAAACACCUGCGCCAGAUGAUAAAGCGAACGCGAACGACAGCACGGUCUCGAUCAGUGCAAGUAACUCUACCUCGUCUUCUCGACGAUGGUCGCACACUCAAACUUCGCUGAUCCGCCAAUAUACACUCCAGAGAGCCGAGAGCGGACUGGGGAGUGACUAUUAUAAACGCCGCAACGUGAUCCGAGUCCGGUGCGAGGGCGAGCAGUUCCUGCUCCAAGCUGAGAAUGUGAUGCAAGUUGUAGACUGGAUCGAGUGUCUACAAGCUGGUACUAAUGCCGCAUUGGAUUUGGACGAGCGACCCAUGACCAAACCUCCACCCUUCCCUCGUCGUCGUCGCCGUCGUCGUGCCCGCCCUGAUGGCACCAACGAAGCCAAUGGUAAUGCGACUUCAAACCACAACGCAAAUGACAACAAUACGAACCGAUAA
This is a messenger RNA of Rhizoctonia solani, 2517 nucleotides long. Its product is annotated as Nascent polypeptide-associated complex subunit alpha. The record is from RefSeq and is a predicted model, not a curated record. The transcript has 7 exons. Lineage: Eukaryota; Fungi; Basidiomycota; Agaricomycetes; Cantharellales; Ceratobasidiaceae. Bases 1 to 2517 code for a protein of 838 amino acids.